Molecule: messenger RNA, 666 nt
Organism: Rotaria sordida
Lineage: Eukaryota; Metazoa; Rotifera; Eurotatoria; Philodinida; Philodinidae
Source: the annotation of a GenBank genome assembly
AUGGGAGCAACAACAUCAAUACCUAACACAAUUAAUGUCAAUGAAAUCAUUUUCAAUACGGGUCUUUCAAAAAGACAAAUCUGUUCAUUAUGGACUCGCUUUUAUGAACUUGAUCGUGAUGCUCGUGGUGAUGCUAAAGGAUAUAAAGGAUAUUUAGAUGUCGAUGAUUUAGGUCGUGUGCGAAAAUUUGAUGAAAAUCCAAUCGCAUCACGAUUAAUAAAAGUUAUAUUUGAUGAUUUUGGCUCAAAUGGUAAAUUAACAUUUCCUCAAUUUGUUGAUUUUAUGAGUACAUUUGCUCAACGUAAACGAAUUGGACAUAAUCACGACCGUCGUUCAUCAAUUCAAACAACAACAACAACGACAAAAACUGAUCUUGAAUCCAUCAAAUAUUCGUCUGAUGAUUCAGAAAGAACACGAAAAAUAAAAUUUUUAUUUAGUAUGUAUGAUGUUGAUCGUAAUGGACGUUUAUCAAAAGAAGAUAUACAAGAAAUUCUAAAAAUGAUGGUUGGAAAAAUUAAUGAUGAUGAAGCAUCAAUUAUAGCUGAAAAAGUUAUUGGAGAAUUUACUGAAGAUCAACCUAAUACAACAGUAACACUUGAAAAUUUCGAAAAAACUCUUCAUACACUUGAUUUUAAUGAUAAAAUGAGUUUAAAAGUGUUAAAAUAA